Molecule: messenger RNA, 760 nt
Organism: Sander lucioperca (pikeperch)
Lineage: Eukaryota; Metazoa; Chordata; Actinopteri; Perciformes; Percidae
Product: potassium voltage-gated channel subfamily E member 2
Exons: 3
Coding region: 85-444 (119 amino acids)
Biological process (GO): membrane repolarization during action potential; regulation of heart rate by cardiac conduction; potassium ion export across plasma membrane
Cellular component (GO): membrane
Molecular function (GO): voltage-gated potassium channel activity involved in ventricular cardiac muscle cell action potential repolarization; delayed rectifier potassium channel activity; transmembrane transporter binding
Source: RefSeq, a predicted model, not a curated record
UACUACAGAGUAGCAAUAACUGUCCUCUUGCAGUGUGCUCACUCUGUGUGGGCAGAUGAGGAAUUACAGGUGACCAAUUUCAUUAUGCGGCCUUUGAAAAACUGGCAGAAGAUGAGUGCACCCGAUUGGUCCAACCUGACCCUUCACCUGGAGGGGUCCCUGACCAGUGCUUUGGGUCAUUACCUGGACAACUGGAGACAUAACAUGACAGCUGCAGCCAACGCUUUGGACAAGACCCUGGCUGAGGAGAACUUCAGGAGCGUCAUCUGGUAUCUGGCGGUGAUGAUUGGCAUGUUUGCCUUCAUUAUUGUGGCUAUGCUGGUGAGCACAGUCAAAUCCAAGAGGAGAGAGCACUCUAAUGACCCCUACCACCAAUACAUCAAGGAGGACUGGACUGCCCAGAUACAACAGGGUGACGUCGUCAACAACUUUGCAGCUGCAUAAUGCCAGCAAAGACAUUUCAUUCACAGCAGAUCAUUAUUAUCAGCAGAAGCAGCUGCAGCAUAACUAUAAAAGAUUUCCACAAGUCAAUAUCCUUUCUUUUUCAGUGAUGCUGGUCAAAUUUGUAACCAGAAUAAUAAAGUCAAAUCAAUAUUGUGUAUGUAACUUGUGAUUCAGCUGUUUAGACCUCAAUCUUUCAUCCAUCAGCAUCAAUAAGGCAUGAGGGCAGAGGUUCCCAACCUUUUUGCGAUGGCUCUGUCAGAUGUAAUCAAGUACCCAUACCCUAAUUUUAAAGAGAAUGUUAUUUGACACUGUUCAU